Messenger RNA from Trichophyton verrucosum HKI 0517, 1101 nucleotides. RefSeq lists its product as uncharacterized. Gene Ontology annotation, molecular function: manganese ion binding; metalloaminopeptidase activity. Gene Ontology annotation, cellular component: mitochondrion. Bases 1 to 1101 code for a protein of 366 amino acids. Lineage: Eukaryota; Fungi; Ascomycota; Eurotiomycetes; Onygenales; Arthrodermataceae. The transcript is spliced from 5 exons. The record is from RefSeq and is a predicted model, not a curated record.
AUGGUAGCAAAUACCGGUCAACCCGGCGAGCAUACUUUCUACCUCUACGUUCGAGAAAAGGACACACGAGCAGAGCUAUGGGAGGGAGCAAGGUCAGGGACACAGGCAGCCAUGGAUGUAUUCAACGCUGACGAGUCUGGCGACAUCGACCAUCUAAAAGACUACCUACCGGAAAUCCUAUCUGGCGCAUCAGAGAUAUACACUGACAUCAGCGCUGGACGAGGCCGUUCGGCGUUUUCCCGCUUCAUAUCCAGCUUCUCUGACUCCGCGAGUUCAGCUAGUGACGCAAGAGAAGAAGCCAUGGAAAAGAUCAGGCCGUUGUCUCCGAUAAUUAACGAACUCCGCGUGUUCAAGAGUGAUGCUGAGAUCGCGAAUAUGAGACAUGCAGGACGUGUGACUGGUCGAGCAUUUACCGAAUCUAUGCGCCAUGGUUUUGGCACCGAGAGUGAACUUGAUGCCUUUUUGGAGUACCAGUUUCGUCGUCAGGGCGGCGAUGGGACGGCGUUCGUGCCCGUCGUUGCUGGUGGAUCGAAUGCGCUGAGUAUACAUUAUGUUCGGAAUGAUAAUGUGUUACGGUACGUGCCUUGGCUGCUUGUGCAAUACGCAGGAUACAUCUCAGACGUGACGAGAGUAUGGCCGGUAAACGGCAAGUUUACUCCUGCGCAAAAAGAACUAUACACCGCCGUCUUGAAUGUACAGCGGUCAUGUAUAUCUCUGUGCCGCGAGUCAGCCGGUCUAUCACUCGACAAGAUCCACGAUAUAGCUGAGCGAAGUCUUCGAGAACAACUAGACUCUAUUGGUUUCAAUACCUCUGGCGGUCUACAGGCCAUGCGAACUCUUUUCCCUCAUCAUGUAGGCCAUCAUAUCGGCCUUAGCGUGCACGACUGCGGUGGCUACUCGAGGCAAGAAAUGCUGCGGAAGGGCCAGUGUAUCACCAUUGAACCGGGUGUCUACGUACCGAAUGACGAACGUUGGCCCGAGAAGUUCCGUGGCAUCGGCAUCAGGAUAGAGGAUAGCAUAUGUGUGGGAGACGACAACCCCAUUGUCCUGUCCCCUGAAGGAGUCAAAGAGGUAAGACUUGUUGUCAUCACUGUCAGAUAA